Molecule: messenger RNA, 2319 nt
Organism: Pseudonaja textilis
Lineage: Eukaryota; Metazoa; Chordata; Lepidosauria; Squamata; Elapidae
Gene: RARB
Product: retinoic acid receptor beta
Biological process (GO): regulation of transcription by RNA polymerase II; retinoic acid receptor signaling pathway; cellular response to corticotropin-releasing hormone stimulus
Cellular component (GO): transcription regulator complex; nucleus
Molecular function (GO): nuclear glucocorticoid receptor binding; nuclear receptor activity; zinc ion binding
Source: RefSeq, a predicted model, not a curated record
ACGGGAAGCAAAAAAAAUAUCUUCGCUUCAGAACAAGGCAAAGUAGUUCGAAGGCUUCUGAAAGAUUUGGGGCAACAGAUUAAUGGGAAAUAGAAUUUGGAAUACUUCUUGUUUUCCCCUCCUCCCUUCAUUCGACUGGAUUGGCUGAGCAGCCUGGAAAAUGGUAAAUGAUCAUUUGGAUCAAUUACAGGCUUUUAGAUGUGUUGUCUGUCAUAAUUCAUGAUUCUGGUCUGGGAAAAAGACCAACAGUUUUCGUGCCAAAAAAGGGGCAGAGUUUGAUGGAGUUGGAUGUACUUUUAUAUGUCAUUUUCCCCCACACCUAGAGGAAGGCACUUUUGCAGACCUACUGAAGAGGGAAUCAUGUUUGACUGCAUGGAUGCCCUAGCAGUCAGCCCUGGUCAAAUGCUGGAUUUCUACACAGCAAGUCCAUCUUCCUGCAUGCUCCAGGAGAAGGCUCUGAAAGCCUGCUUCACUGGAUUGACACAAACAGAGUGGCAACACCGGCACAGUGCUCAAUUAAUUGAAACUCAGAGCACCAGUUCUGAGGAGCUUGUUCCCAGUCCACCUUCCCCGCUUCCUCCCCCUCGUGUUUACAAGCCCUGUUUUGUUUGUCAGGACAAAUCGUCUGGAUAUCACUAUGGUGUCAGUGCUUGUGAGGGGUGUAAGGGCUUUUUCCGCAGGAGCAUUCAAAAGAACAUGGUUUAUACAUGUCACCGAGAUAAGAACUGUGUUAUUAAUAAAGUCACUAGGAAUCGCUGCCAAUACUGCAGACUACAGAAGUGCUUUGAAGUGGGAAUGUCCAAAGAAUCUGUCAGAAAUGACAGGAACAAAAAGAAAAAGGAGACUUUAAAGCAAGAGCUCUUGGAGAAUUAUGAAAUGACAGCAGAACUGGAUGAUCUCACUGAGAAAAUCAGAAAAUCUCACCAGGAAACAUUCCCUUCACUCUGCCAGCUAGGCAAAUAUACAACGAACUCUAGUGCGGAUCAUAGAGUUCGUCUGGACCUUGGGCUCUGGGACAAAUUCAGUGAACUUGCAACAAAGUGCAUUAUUAAAAUAGUGGAAUUUGCUAAACAAUUGCCUGGUUUCACAAGUUUGAGAAUUGCAGACCAGAUCACACUACUUAAGGCUGCUUGCUUGGACAUUUUGAUUCUCCGCAUUUGCACAAGAUAUACUCCUGAACAAGACACAAUGACAUUUUCUGAUGGCCUUACGCUAAACCGAACUCAGAUGCAUAAUGCUGGAUUUGGUCCCCUGACAGAUCUUGUGUUCACAUUUGCCAAUCAGCUUCUGCCAUUGGAAAUGGAUGACACUGAAACUGGCCUGCUUAGUGCCAUCUGCUUAAUUUGUGGAGAUCGCCAGGACCUUGAAGAACCAGCAAAAGUAGAUGAACUACAGGAGCCAUUAUUAGAAGCUCUCAAAAUAUACAUCCGAAAAAGAAGACCCAACAAACCUCACAUGUUUCCAAAGAUCUUAAUGAAAAUCACAGAUCUACGCAGUAUCAGUGCAAAAGGUGCUGAACGUGUUAUUACACUGAAAAUGGAAAUCCCUGGAUCUAUGCCACCUCUUAUCCAGGAAAUGUUGGAGAACUCAGAAGGACAUGAACCAUUGACACCAAGCUCAACAGUGACAACAGCAGAGCACAGUCCAAGUAUUUCCCCAAGCUUGGUAGAUAAUAGCAGUGUCAGUCAGUCUCCUUUGGUGCAGUAAUAAAUUUUCUCUAGUGAAAUUCCUAACUUCUAUGUACAAGGAUGACAUGGCAUAUUCUCUCUACGGCUGCUUAUUUUUCUGGAAUUUUACAGACACUACAAUCCAAAAGGACCAAGAAUUGUUUAUAUGUAUCUAUAUUGUGAAGAUAUGGGUAUGUUUAUACACAUAAAGAAUAAUAAUGUGCAGCUUAAUUUGAAACAUAAAUGUUCAGUACACUAAAAUUACAAUCAUGUUUAUGUGGGUGUGCGCAUACGCAUACGUGCACACGCACACACAUGCACACACACACACGGAGUAAAUUCUAUUAUUUCUCUACAUUUGUAGGACUGUGCUCUGAAUCUCUGAUUUCAUGAAAUAAACAAACUGAUAUGUUGCUAUUGCUUCUUUUGAAUGGCCACAAUUGCAAGUGACAAGAUUGAUCUUGAGGAGGUUUAAAAUUUGUGGUUAUACCAUUUCUGAUGACUUUGUACAUAUAAAAUAUAUGAAUAUGUACUUUCUAUCCUGGAUGUUCGAUGCUUUCCCUUUUUAAAUGUGUACAUGAAAUGCCCCAAACUUCCCUUAGAAAUGGAUAACAUAUUUGUCUGGAUAAAAAACGUUUUAAAAGACACAGUC